This is a messenger RNA of Astrephomene gubernaculifera, 1319 nucleotides long. NCBI's taxonomy places the organism in Eukaryota, Viridiplantae, Chlorophyta, Chlorophyceae, Chlamydomonadales, Astrephomenaceae. The record is from the annotation of a GenBank genome assembly.
CAUUUUGUUAAUAGACAACUACCAGGGCCAUGUAUAAAGACUGGCCCCUGUAGAUAGUGCUUAAUACGAAGGAUCGGCACCUAGAUAGCUAACGGUUGGCGCGAUGACCUCGAUCACCGGCAAGACAGUGGUCGUGACGGGUGGAAGCAGGGGCAUCGGUCUUGGACUUGUCAAAAAGUUCCUUGCACGCGACAAUGUGGUCAUCGCGACUAGCCGCAAGGCUUCCGACGCCGCGCAGCUCCAGCAGCUCUUGCAGACCUAUCCGAAGCACCUGCAGAUUACUGAUCUGGACACGUCGGCCCCUUCCAGCAUCGCAACCUGGGCCGAGCAAGUCAAGGCCAGCGGCGUAAAGCAUGUGGACGUGCUGGUCAACAACGCGGGCAGGUACGGCACCCGGUCCGCCCUUCAGGAGCUGACGGCGGAGGACUUCCAGGCCGCCUUCCAGACCAACAGCAUGGGCCCCUUCUUCGUGCUGCAGCAGCUGCUCAAACAGGGCCUGCUGGGCUGCCCCGCCCCCGGCCAGCCGGGCGCCGGCUCGCUGGUGGUCAACAUUUCGUCCAUCAUGGGGUCCAACGCGGACCCCACCGUGUCGGCGGUCACACCGGGGGGCUACGCGUACAGGGCCUCCAAGGCUGCGCUCAACGCGCUCUCCACCACCCUCUCCCGCGACCUGGCGGCCCUGGGGGUGCAGGUGGUGGCGCUGCACCCGGGAUACGUGCGGACCGACAUGACGGGUGGCAACGGCUACAUUGAUGUGGAGGAGAGUGCGACGGGGCUGAUGGCGGUGCUGGAGUCGGGGCAGCCGCUGAAUGGGAGGUUCUUGUCGUACAACGGAGAUGAGAUCCCCUGGUAGAGCUGGCAGCAGCUGGCGGCAGGGGGCCGUGCGUUGUGGCUCGCAUGUCCCUGUGCCUGAUCGCUGGCGGCAUUGGGGCGGUGCCUAGCGAUCGGAACAGGGGUGUGUAGUAGAUAUGGAGUGCAAGGGGAUGAACUAGAUGCAAAGGUAUGCAAGGUGCCGUCAUUAGUGAGAGCCGCUGCUGCGUACUCUUAAGCACAUAAGGCCCGGCUCUGCGCAGGAGGUAGUCGCUUAUAGGCGGCAGUUGCUAGGGAAGGUAUGGGUGCCUUGGUUUUGCCAUCGGAAUACCCAUUAUGUUGAGCCAGUGAAGCCAACAAUGUGACCGUGCAUCAAACCUUAAAGCCGUGAAGUGAAGGUCCUUCACGUAAAGCGCGACGGUGGCAACCGUCAUCCAUCCAUUGGCCUUAUUAGACGUGCCAAGUUACAGCCACUGCACGGUCUUAGAGCUGCAGAACUUACAAAAACA